This is a messenger RNA of Thermothielavioides terrestris NRRL 8126, 1145 nucleotides long. RefSeq lists its product as uncharacterized. The record is from RefSeq and is a predicted model, not a curated record. The transcript has 4 exons. Bases 170 to 862 code for a protein of 230 amino acids. Lineage: Eukaryota; Fungi; Ascomycota; Sordariomycetes; Sordariales; Chaetomiaceae.
CCUUCCGAGAAGAGCCUCACGCGGCGCUGGCUUACAGGUAGGAAGCUCAUACCAAGCGCGAAAGAACAGCAAGCUGAAGGACUAUUGCGCCGAGCUCCAAGGGGAGAUUGAGAACAUAUGGGGGCAGGCGAACCAGAGAAUUACGACCCUGACAACGAAGAUACGGGACAUGGAGACCGAGGAGCAAGCACUCCGGCGCAAAUAUGAAGAUCUUCGCGUCACGCUGGAGAACCGGACCAGGGAGCUCUCGCAAUUUCAGGAGCUCUACAGCAAACUGAAGCAGCGAGUCAUCGGUUCCGGCAUUCCGAGAUCACACACUCCUGUUCAGGGCGCCGCCGCCGUAGACCCAACCCACGGGCGCGCUCAGUCACAGCUUCCGCGACCGAUUAUGCCGCUUGGCGCUCGCACCGGCGUGCCCAACUACUUUCCGGCCAGCCCAGGGUACCCCAAGUCACAACCCAACUUGAACGCGGUGGCGCAGUGGAACAAGCCAGCAUUUGCCCAGCGAGCAAACGUACCUGCCACACCGUCCAGUAACUUACCGCUCAGAAAUCCGAGAACAUCAGGCUUCACAUCGACGCCAAGAACCGGCGUUGGGUCAACGUCUGUUCCAGGUUCAGGCCGGUUUCUUGGGAGGGAGGGCAGUUCUCAGAUGCAAAGCACAGUGGGCUUGAGGGUCUUCUCCGGAGCCAAGACAGGUGCAGCCGGCCUCAAACGUUCCCUCGGCGGAGUCGAGCUGGAUAUGUCGAGGCGCCCACUUCACAGUGUGGAAGGCACCCAAGGCGCAUCUCAAGCCUCCCCCCAUUCGGCCGGGGGGCAGGCCUCCCGGCAUCUCGACGUCCCGGGCCCCAUACUCCGUUGACCCUUCCGAAUGUGACGUUCCGGUCUCAUCACCUCCAUACUCGGACAGGAUCGAAGGAGUCAUGGCGUGCGCCCUUUGGCGGCCUGAUAUCCGCUCGACAAGUGUCCUGGUCCAACGCCGGAUAGCGAUUGGAUUAAAAGGCGACUUGAGACAAGGGGACAGGCUUACCGACGGGCCAGUGAGGUCGAGUCUGGAGAUCGGAGUGCCACACUUUCACCAAUCGGUGCUUGUCAAACGCCCAGGCAGGAUAUGAACACUCCAAACCAGUUAUUGGCCCUGCUGG